Molecule: messenger RNA, 4132 nt
Organism: Drosophila busckii
Lineage: Eukaryota; Metazoa; Arthropoda; Insecta; Diptera; Drosophilidae
Gene: Pcl
Product: polycomb protein Pcl
Exons: 6
Coding region: 264-3509 (1081 amino acids)
Source: RefSeq, a predicted model, not a curated record
GAUGGGAAAAUAUCGAUAUCGCGGUUGUGGUAUUCUUACGUUCAUUGUUUGGUCACACUGUGCAUAUGCUGAAAAAUGGCUGACACUUUAAUUGCCGAAUCAAGUGAUUUGUUUUAGUGGAUUUGCUUGCUAUUAUGCUAAGCUGUGCACAAAACGCUACACAACUAGUAAACGAAUGUAUUUUAAUGCUAUGCUAAUUUAAUACAUGUGUUAAAACACACUUAAAGAAAAGACUGCGCACAAAUAAACGGCAUACAAUAACAAUGAUGAACAACCAUUUUCAAUUGCAAGCACAUGAACACAACAAUACGCCACAAAAUGUGGCACCUCACUUUGCGGGCACAGUCACAGCUGCUCCCACAACAUACAGUUUCUUAACGCAGCCAACAUCCGCCGCAACAGCUCCAAAUACACAGCAAUGGCUAACCUAUCAAAUACUGCCGCCACCCCCUCCAACGCUAGCAACAAAUGCCGGCAACAAUAUAACGCCAAGCAUUAGCAGCGCUAAGCGUUACUAUGCCAACGCAGGAGUAACUGCCAAUGCAACCGCACAUGCGCAUCCCGGCAGCAUUCAGAUAACCAACAGCUAUGCCCAACAGCAGCAGCAGCCCUCGCAAACGUUGUCAAGCCCGUUUAAGACAAAUGGUAUCAAUAACAUUCGCAUUAUAAGCACAACGCCAAAUGUUUAUAGUCUUAAUAAAACAAACAACGAGCAGCUGAAUCAGCUUUAUGCUGCGCCUACAACAACAACUGUAUCAGCAACGCCAGCCACGGUUGCCAACGAACUGUAUGCUUCAGUGGGCGCCUUCUACACUGCAGCGCCGAAAUUGCAAGCGCAGCCGCCGCCAUUGGUGCCGGUUAGCAAUCAUAGCAAUAGUACUAGCACUGCCGCCGCCCCACCCACUGUUGUGCUGGAUCGCAUAAAUAUCUGCAUUAACAAUCACUAUACGGAAUCAAAUCUAUGCCAGCCUUCGCCCAUUAUACCAGCUAUACAGCAUAAGGCAUUGUUGCCGCUAAUUGACAGCAGCGCUGCUGAUAGCAGCUGUGGAAGCAGCUCUGUUUCCAGCAGCACAAACACAGCUAGUGCAAGUACAAGUGCUGUCAUUAUUAUAGACGAGCCGGACUCUACCACAACCACACCGCAAACGCCGCCCACAACGCCGGAGACUUUAAGCUCGCCACAUAAAUCUCCCAGCAGCAGCAGCUGCCGUAGUAGCAGCAGCAGUUCACCAACAACGCAGACGCAGCUGAAGCAGAGCUUCGCUAGCGUUACGCAAAGCAUACAAGAAGUCGCAGCACCACUUACACCGCCCACACCACCGACGUCAGCAGCAGCAGCAGAGGCACCAUCGAGCCCCACGCCUAUUAAAUAUGACCUGCAAGAGGAUGUUUUUAUCAAGUGCAACGAUGGACGCUUCUAUUUGGGCACAAUCAUAGCCCAAUCUGAGAAGCAGUAUCUUGUGCGCUUCGAUGACAAAUCGGAGCAAUGGUGCGAGCCGGAAAAACUUCGAAAACUGGGCAGUGAACCCAGCAAAGCAGCCAAGCCCGCUGGACCCAUGUGUGUAGCUUGCAAGCAAGCCCAAAGCGAGGAUAUUGUCGAAAUCUGUGAACGCUGUGGACGUGGUUAUCAUCGUGGUUGUACCACCGAAAUUGCCAAUGGCGUUUGGUGUUGCAAGCGCUGCACCAAACCCAUGAAGAUGCAAACUACAUUGUUGCAAAUGGAGAGCAACAAGCCACCAGGCAUCUGUCGACAACUGCCGUAUCAUACAAACAAGUUAAGCUGGGAUGAAAAGCAUCGCGUGAAUGAAGAGCAAAUAUAUUGUUAUUGUGGCAAGCCAGGCAAAUUUGAUCACAAUAUGCUGCAGUGUUGCAAGUGCCGCAACUGGUUUCAUACACAAUGCAUGCAGAAUUUUAAGCGCAAGCUGUUGCGGGGAGAUAUAUUUUUUGUAUUUUGCUGUACGGUUUGUAAUGAUGGCGUCGAGUUUGUGCGUCGACUGCAAAUUGAUUGGGUUGACAUGCUGCAUAUAACGCUUUAUAAUCUGCGCAAGCAUCAGCAUCAAAAGUAUCAUCAUUUAAUGGAGGACAUUUGGCCGUUUAUACUCGAGCAUCGUCAACAGUUGCCCAUUUGUGAGGAAUGGCGUCAACUGCCCGAAACAACGCUAAUGGAGCGCAUUAAGCAAACGCUUAAAGAAUAUUCCGAGCGUUUUGUCUGCGGUCGCGAAUCCAAACGUGCGCCCGCCUAUUAUGCCUUACGGCACAGUGGACCGCCCUUGACCCCACGCGUGUUGUUACAACCACACGAGCAGCUCAGCGAUGAGCUGCUGAUAAACAAGUUUAAGCUGCUCCUAAUGCCCGAAGAAAUGAAGCCGCAUAGGAAAGAUGUCUAUGAGUUUCAUACGGACGAUGAUGAGGAUGAGGAGGAAAUGGCUACACCAACAGCACUGGCCCAGCCAGAAGCUGAGGCUGAGGCAGACACCAGCGAAGAUGAAUUACCCAUUAAGCAAAUCAUGGACAAGGUCAAGCAGCAAAGCACCAAACAGUCUGCAGUUGCGACAGUGACGCCGCGCACACCCGAUCUGGCCGACGAUAAUGCCAAUGAUGGUGACGCAGGCAAGCUGUUAGCGCCAACGAUUACACCGCAACAGCUGGGCAACAGUCGCAAGCGUAAGGCAUUUCGUUCGUCAAAGCGUUACGAUAACAGCCGCAACUGUGAUCUCUCCUCUGAUGAGAAUUCAAGCAGCAGCCGUGGCACUAGCUCGCUGGAUCUUAUCAUACCGCCACCAGUUAACUUUCUGGGCCGUAAUAAUCCAUUUCUAAUGGCCACGCCCAAGAAAUCUGUGCAACAACGUGGCGUUGGCAUUGGUGGCACUGCUGGCGUUGCUGGCAUUAUUAAUAGCAUUUUCAAACUGAAGAGCAUCAAGCAGCUAAACAGCUUUGAACUGGCCAAGGCAACAUCGCAACAGCCGCGCAUGGUGCGCACCAUAAAGCGAAGACUGAGUGCCAAAGAUAUUACCAUUGGGCCCAAUCAGGAGGUGCGCAGGCGACGCACACGACGCCUGACAACGGCCGUGGAGGUUAUCAACACUACAACUAUCAAUCCCAUACCUAGCCACUACUUUCCCAUAUAUGCCAAAGAUUUGCAGCUACCGCCGCCAGCGCCUGCGCUGCUGCCGCCAAAGAAGCCGGCGCAUGGACGAUUGCUACGCCAACGGCCGCAAAAAUUACGUUGCAGCUCUUCGAGCAAUAGCCGCCGUAAUUCAAGCAGUUCCACGACUACAAGUGGUAGCAGCCAUUGUAGCGCCAACAGCAAUGGACACUCGUUGUUGGAUUUGAAGCAAUCAGUGAAUAAAUACUUUGGCGGCGCCAUGAAUCGCAUCGAUGCUGGAGAGUCAUUUGCUAUACGCGCUACACGACGCAUUGGCAACAGGCAGGUGCAGUAUCUGGUGGAGUGGGUGGGCGAUACAGCUGCCACAGCCCCAGCCACAACUACAACAACACAUGGAAACUGAGCAUUGGCCUUUAGUACGUUUACUUAUUGACUAUUAUUAUUAAUUAUUAUCAUUUUCUUGCGUUUCUUUUCACACCUAAUUUAUUAUAUAAGCCAAGAGUUUGCUGCCAGGUAUUUUUUAGGCCCCCUCUUAUUGUUUUGUUAAUUUUUUUGAAUGAAAACGCACUGCCAAAAUAGCUAAAUAUUUCAAUGAUAAAUAUAUACAACAAAAGUUUGGCAUUUAUAAUAUGCAAAAAAUAACUGAAUACAGGUUUUAAUUGUGCAAUGGCAGUUAAUUGUUAAUUAAGCAAAAACAAAUGUAAAUGUAACUGAAACUGAAAGAGAAUCUUCUUAAUAUGGUGUAAGCUAAAAUUGGCACUAGGCAAAGUAUUACAAUAUUUAACUGCUUUUGUUUAAAUCUACUGCUGAAGAAAAAAAAACGUAUUAAAUAAUUAGGCAAACUAUUUGGAAAAGCAUAGUUUGCUGCUAAGUUAAGUUUCAGUUCCAAGUAUAUUAUAGACAUUAUUACAUACAUUUUUGAAAAAUAUAUGUACUAUCUAAAUUAAACAUAGAAUUAUGUAAUGCAUACAAAAAAAUACAUAAGGUAUACUGAACACAAAAAAAAACCAACCAACAAAUAAUUGA